UUUUAGAUAGUAACUUGAAUAACAUAUAUUGUUUUAAUUAAUAUCCUUAUAUUUUAUGUUUCUCCUUUAGUCUACUUUAAAUUCUUCCAUGGCGUCCUCCUCGUUGCUUCAAAGGUGCUUGAUCUUUGUACUUUUCGGGUCGGCAUUCGCACAAUUGUCUGACGACUACUAUGCAAAAACAUGUCCACAGGUUAACUCCAUAAUUAGAGAUGAAAUGACAAACAUCUUAAGGAAAGAACCUGGCAUGGGUGGAUCUCUUGUGCACCUUCAUUUCCAUGAUUGCGGAGUUAGUGGAUGUGACGCAUCAAUUUUGCUCGAUGAUACACCAAGUGAGGCUGGGGAGAAGUCGGCCGCACUUAAUCAAAAUUCAACAUGGGGAUAUGAAGCCAUCGACCAGAUUAAAGCUCGAUUAGAAAAAGCAUGUCCAGGUGUGGUAUCAUGUGCUGAUAUCUUAACAGUAGCUGCUCGAGACUCUGUUGUUGGGCUUGGUGGACCAACUUGGACAGUACCAUUAGGAAGGAGGGAUUCGACUGAACCACAUAGAUUUAUGACUAACCUCUUAGGUGCUCUCUUUAUUGGGAACUUAGAAACACUGAUUUUUUCCUUCAGACUAAAAGGCUUUUCAACCGAAGAAUUUGUGGCUUUAACAGGUUCUCACACGAUUGGCAGGGCAAGGUGCACAACCUUCCGAAAGCGUAUCUAUGAGGAAACAAACAUAGAUCCCAACUUCGCGAAGGCAAUGCAAGCACAUUGCCCCAGGCAAGGCAAGGAUAGCGAUCGUAUACCAAUCGACUCCACCACUCCAUAUGUGUUUGACAAUGCAUACUUCAAAAACUUGAUGCAACAAAAAGGUCUUCUAGACAUUGAUCAAGAACUAUACACUGGAAAGGGUGGACCAACUGAUGCCAUUGUUGCUAAUUAUAGUGCAAAUCAAGAUAACUUUUUCAAGGAAUAUGCCUCAGCAAUACUAAAGUUCGGACAAGUAGGUGUUCUUACCGGCAACGAUGGAGAGGUUAGAAUUAAUUGUAGGAAGGUCAAUGCUCCGAAAGCUUGAAGCAUGCUAUAGAAUGUUCAAGUUCUUGUAUUUAGUUAAUACGAGCUUUUGAACGUGUGUGAUGCACAGGUUAAAUAUAAGAGAAAAUAUGUAUGAUUAUUACUAUUAUGAUUGUAAUUUCAAUCAUCGAAAAAGGUGUACACAAGUUAAUAUCUCUAUUUCUAUUCCAAAAAAAAAACUCUUUAUCUCUAGUCUAUUAUUUAAACAAUAUGUUUUAUUAUGAAACUCGGUUAAUGUUGAGUUAAUAGCUCAUAUAAAAUUUAUACAUACUUUAAUGCAAUAAUUGAAUUAAGCUAUUAAGACAUUUGCGAUACAUGCAGUACAUUAAAAGACGGUAUACUCUUUUAUAAAC
Molecule: messenger RNA, 1406 nt
Organism: Chenopodium quinoa (quinoa)
Lineage: Eukaryota; Viridiplantae; Streptophyta; Magnoliopsida; Caryophyllales; Amaranthaceae
Product: cationic peroxidase 1-like
Exons: 4
Coding region: 89-1054 (321 amino acids)
Biological process (GO): response to oxidative stress; hydrogen peroxide catabolic process
Molecular function (GO): peroxidase activity; heme binding
Source: RefSeq, a predicted model, not a curated record